Messenger RNA from Letharia lupina, 753 nucleotides. RefSeq lists its product as uncharacterized. The transcript has 4 exons. NCBI's taxonomy places the organism in Eukaryota, Fungi, Ascomycota, Lecanoromycetes, Lecanorales, Parmeliaceae. The record is from RefSeq and is a predicted model, not a curated record. Bases 1 to 753 code for a protein of 250 amino acids.
AUGGGGCAGGAAGGUGCAAGAGGACCGGUCCUUUACGCAAAUUCGCCACUGAAAAAUGUUCAGUUCCAUCUCGAGCGACAUCCCGAGAUUGCUUUCAUUUUCUACAAGGGAUAUGAUCAAUCCCCACCAGCCGAUAACAGCAAAAGAAUGUCGAAGGACGGCGUGUAUCGCAUCCCUGAGCCAUCGAAGCAGACACUGGUCCUAAACUCGGAGCAUCUGAUAUCAGCAGUGGAACGGCUGGGAGGAAGCAUUCCAGACUUUGCCAAUUUCUUUCCGAAUUUUGAUCCGGAUAGGGAGAUACCAGCCCCUUACAUAGCGUACUCGCCAGCCAUGGCCAAAACACACGUUGCUGCAAAGCGCCGCGCAGCCAAAGGUAUGGUCUCGAGACGGCUAGUGAAAUACCUUGUACGACCAGGCGAUGUGUUAGUCAGGACACAAGACGCUGUGCCCCACGCCUAUGUAGCAACAACUUGGGCUAAAGAAGGAAAACCGGACAGGGAGGGUUCACGCAAAUCAGAAGAAGGACGGCCUCUCACGCUCAAUGCAGAAAAGAAACAGGGGCCGAGAAAGCGAACGUACAAAUUUGAGGUCGCCGCAUGGUCUUGGGCCUUCGACGGCUCGUUUGAGAGAAAGCGGACUACAAUCAAGAUUCAGCUCAACGUAAGUGUUGGCGAAAGAUACAUGAUCGACAUCGACACUUACAAGACGCUACAUCCCAUAUUCUCAGCUAUCUACAAACCCGCUUCACCCUGA